CCAUUUCACUAGAGAUUGUCCACCAUCGUAUCAAAACGAAGUCCGUUGUCGAGCCAUAAAAUAGCAGAAAAAAGAAAGCAGAAAAAAACACACAGAUCAACGUGUUAUAGGGUCCUAAAAUAGGGCGUGUGUAAACUUACGCUCAAAGGGUGGACAAAAAGUGCAUCUACACAUAACUGACCAAAAAGGACUACAUCUGUAACGUGAACAAGGACAAUUUUUCUUUGGUCUGAAAGGCACGAGUAGUGAGGCAGCUUUUGGAUUCUUCUUUAUUCGAGAGGUGAAGGUCUAAUAAAAAGACUCGGAACGCUGUAGAGGUUUCGAUGUUCUACAAAUUUGUACCCAGGCACCUCUGUACCCGUUCGGUUGCUAAGUACACGCAUUCAUCACUGUGUCAUCAUCGCGGAGGCGUAGCCGAAAAAAGCAAUGAUGAAGGCGAGGGCGACCAGCGCCAUGUUGGUGACAGCCAUAGCCGUCGAUGCGUUGGUGACAAUUGCUUUGUUCGUCAGUGCUGUCGGCGUCAACGGAGCGUUAGAUACAUCGAUGACGGGGCCUCGGCGAAUUGAACGAGAAAAUCGGCUCAAAAGUGACAGCCGACAAGGACGUACCUUGAAUUCAGGUGAACUCAGUGGCAUUAUGGACUGGGAAUACGGCGGUUGGCGGCCUCUUCAAACACCAAAGGGAUUCUAUCGACGGAUUGCAAGAAAUCUCUUCCGCGAUGACGAAGGCAAAGGACCAAAUGAGUUGGACAACGCGGGAGACUUGGAAGUGGCUUCUUCGAAUAAAGUGUCAUCAUUCCAUUUUCUCGGACUCGAGGAUUUCCUUAGGAGUGAACCCGGAUGCUGGGACUGUGGAUUUCAGCCGUUAAUAUUCCUCCAUGGGAGAGGGCCUCGAAAAAUCCGGUCAACAUCAUUGCACGCUGGGUUCGAAAAUCCCCAAACAUUGGAUACUCAUCGCGAAGUGAAUAUUGAUAUCCGUGAUUCUGUCAAAAAAAAACUUCGUAAAAAAAAGAUUGGUGCCUCCUUAAGACGGUCAAAGCGCAGUUUGAGCAGCACCGGUAAUGCGAUUCCAACAGAAACUGCUGUCAGCAAUUAUAUGACUGGCAAGCUUAUUGAAAGUGAGCCUUCCAAAGAACAGGAGUAUAUUAAAAGCGAAGCUCUUGAUGAAGCAAAAGGUGACAGAAUUACGCCAAGUGACGAGGAGCCUCACUACCUCAGUGCCAAAAGCAUUUUCUCAUUAGCAAAGGGCAUUGCGGAAGCACUGACCAUCAGAGAACGGCAGGAACAAACUAAGGCGCUGCGUACCACGACCGAGGCAUCAAGUGCCACAGAAGUGACAAGCGGUGCGAAACUCGAAAACCAAAAGGCUCACUUCUUUAGCCCCAAAACUAUCUUUGAUAGUGGAAAGGAUUUAACGGAAGCACUUGCUAAGGAACUGCUAGGUCCAAACAAACCCGAAAAUGCUUCAACUAUAGGAAGGAAAAAAACAAAGAGCGAUAAAGAGGAUAAUUUUUUAAAUUCGAAAAUCGCUAUUAAAGAAGCCAAAGAUAUCCAUCAAGCCCUUGCUACUGAAAGGUCUCAGGGUCAAGCCAGCAAUAAUACUGAAAUAGAUCCUGACGAGCCGCACUUUCUCAGCCCUAAAUCGAUACUCUCCCUCAAAGAACAAAUAACUAAAAUUUUAGUAACGAAUUUCCCAGGUAAAGAUACACUUGCGGAAAAAGUGGGGUCACAAGCAAACAGCCAAAUUCCAUCGGCUACCGAUGGUUCUUCAUCUGCCAAGGUUGAAGCCACAAUCGAACAGCCUGUAGAGAUAAAAGCAAUGAUACCCCAUGACGCACAUUUUCCUAGCCCUCGGUUAUCAUAUGGAAUUCUUAAGGGAUUUGGGGAGCUGGCUGUUAAAGCAGCACGAUGGGAAGCGAAAUCUAGCUCAUCCAAUGAGCCGAAGUCUCGAGUACGCCGACAGAUUUGGAAUCCCUUUCGCAGGCGACCUAGUCCUGCAAAGCCGAGCAUCGGAGGGCCAUUUGGGUUUGUGAACCAAAAUGUUCCCUACGAGGCCCAAGGCUCCAUAAACAGCUUUUCAUUCGCACAAAAUCUCCCGCAGUCAUCAACGUUUCAGAACAACGACUUCCAGGGCAUUCAGUCGUUCGUUCCAACUCCUCCCAUUACGAAUUUUGAAAAAGUCAGCGGUCCUCUUGAUAGCCAAUAUCCAGGCACACCCUCAAUUGGGCAGCAUGUUAUCCCUGGCGGCGCUGAAUUUAGUUCCGGUAAUAAUCAGUUUGCGCAAGAGCCGGUUGUGAGUGGCCCGCCACCAACGAGACCUGUUAAGCGACCCGAGCAGGUACAACCCGUUGCUCCGAGCUCAUCAAUAGGUUCAGGAUUACCACCACCGCAUGUCAUUGACAGUCUUCUAACCGAACUCAAGACAACCGGUCGGAUACCGCCCAACCUGUCACCAGAGACUGCUCUUCUUCUAGCCGAUAUCCUGUCAGGCCGUAAGCAACAUAUUAGCGACGACAAUAACCGUGUCCCUCACUUCAAUUCGUCGCCAAUGGCACCCGCGAUCGAUGUUCCCCAUGGUCCAUUUGUUCCAGAAGUUCCGCCACCGCAGACCCAAGUAAAGCCUCCAACGUACCACCGUGACCCAAUGCCCGCGCCCAACUUUCACCAAAGUGCACAAGCAUCACCACCAGUCACUUUUGGAGCUCUUCCCUCGCCUCCAAAGAGGCAUCAAGGCACCGUCAGAGAUAAGGUGGUUCCUUCAACAACAAGUGGUGAGGUGUUAUACCACCAGGACCGUGCACCAGUAACCGAACACGUGACCCCAAUAGCUAGUGCCUCCCAUGGACAUGGGGGAGUCCAUUUGAACGCCGAAGGGUUCCAGAGGCCACACAGUGUCACGAGGCUGCGGACACGCAAAAGGAAUAAGCCCUUGCCGACUUCGGUAACCUCCACGGCCUCAAAGCUUAGCUUGGCCGAACAAGCUGCUGAGCAAGCCGUGGAAAAGGACCACUCAUCGAUCUUUCCACAAGAGCAUGUACAUAUACACCAUCAUCAUAAACGCAAGAGGAAGCGUCCCACAGUAGCGCCCGCAGCCAAGAUCCCGAUUCCUGCUCCAGAGAUCCAUCUGUCUGAAAAGACGAAGGUUCUAUCGACUCAGGAAAUGGUUACACCAUCGGAGACCUCCGUUCACAACCAUCCUCCUCACUCGUCGGUGCAUGACGGAUCGCAUUUUGCCGCACAGCAUUCGAAGCCCGACGCUAAGGUCCACUUAUCAGAUACAAAGUCUCAUGACCAUUCCCCAUCUGCGCCCUCACUCGAAGCCGAGCUAAGUUCUGCGAGUAAGAAUCAUCCGAUUACUGUAGAUCCUCUUCAAAACAUCGCUAAUGAUGGGGGCGGUUUGAUUACCGACAAACACGGUCUGGCAAACGUUGCCGGCUCCGAAUACUACGACGAUCUCUCCCAUAAAACUACAACAACGACAACAUUCACACCCACAGUAGUUGACAGCCACAUCAACGCCAACGAGGGUUCCGCAUGGCCUGUCGAUGAUCCUUAUUUAUCACCACCCAGCUCAACGGAGCCGCCCGCUCAUACCGUUGGGCCAGCUGACAUUCUGAUCCAGGAUGCAAAACCAGGAAUACCACUGUUAGCGUCUGACCUUAACUCUCUCAGACUGAAAACAAAUCACAAUAACCAACAGAGUGACAGAGGCAAUGUUGCAGGUUCUGUCGGUAGCAGUAGCAAUAAGGUCGAUUCAAUGCCCGCUCCAGUGUUCCGACCGGAGGCGCAUGUUCCGACACAUAACGCUGAGGACGAAGCUAAAAAGCAGGCCACCCAGGACGAGGACGAGAUUUCUGCCGGAGCAGGCGCUAUUCAUUUUCAGCCGAUUCAGACAAAGGAGGGCGACAGCAAGACCACGGGUAAUGCCCAACUCUACCAUGCUUACUAUGCACCAGCCCACCAUGACCCGCCACCGGGCUACAUUCGAAUGACCGUGGAUGAGUUUAACAAAUUGUUCAAAAAUGCGGAAAUUCAAUUCAUUGGCAGUGAGCAGGAAUUACAGAAGAAGCUCGGCACAAAGCCGACAAAUAAACUAAAUUUCGACAUCAACAAUACGAGUACCAGUGACCUCAAGAAGAAGGAGAAAAAAGACAGCGGGAAAGACGAGAAGGAAAAGUCGCAGGACGAGUAAAACACUUCGAGUGUCGCUAAAUUUUAUCUCUAGUUCAUAGAAGCCGCAAAUACAUAUCAUAGAAAUAUCAAAAACCGUUUAAUCGAAGACGGCGAUAAAGAGUACAUCGACCAGUAUAUCUUCAUUUACUAUCUGUCAUAUAUAAAUUAAAUAAUUAAGUGACGAGAAUGAUUAUGUACCAUCGUCAUAGAACGUGACACAAUGAUCUUUCCGUGUGCAUAUUUUCUGCACUGUGCUUGUGGAUGUAACAAAGGAUGCUAGUUUAGCGCAGUAGAUACAAGGCGCACGAUCGAACGAUUCGUAGCUUACAAGGAAGUUAGCAUGCCUUCAAAAAAUGAAUAGCACAGUUUUAGUAAAUGGUGCCAAAACCUGAAUUGCACGGUAAGAGUUAUAGUAAAAAUCGAAACAAAUAAUGGAGGCAGAAGGAUAUUGUAAAUCUGUACAAGCUGUUGAUUAUGGUAUUUUAUGAAUCUGCUCCUGCACAUAUAACUCGACUACUAUGCACAAUAAAGUGAUUUGGCGUGAGCUCCAUACGAAAGAGGCUCUCGAUUUCCGCCUUCAGUAGCAAUUUCGCUGUUAGGUUGCCCUAAAAGGGUUAAUCAAAUCUUUCGAAUUGUUCACACCUUAGCUAUCUCAUCAUGGACUAGUGGGGGCCGCAAAUCCCCGCUUUUUUAACACCACCAUGGUGUCAAUUGAUACAGCUAUAUUGUCCAGAAUCAUGCACCACAAUUCUGGCUCGAUCGAUAAGCAACAAUAGCUUGAUCGGGGCCGAGUUCUACAAGAGAUGAAGACAGUGAUUGAGGUUUGAAACCAGACCGAAUGAACUAUAGAAAUGAAAAGAGCUUUUUAUUAUGUUAAGGGCAAUGCAAUGUAUUUAUUAAAAUGGUAGCGUUAGCUAUAGAUCAUCGGUUAACGCGAAAUACCCGUUUCGAAAGCAAUGGGGAUAUUCGUAAUAGUAAAUAAAAUUAACGGUACGGUACGUAUUUCCAUAAAAUACAUAAAGUCGCAACUUUGCUCGUAAAAUAUUUAUUUUUGACUUAAAGAAAAUGUCUAUUUAUAACAAUGAUCAUGACAAUGAUGAUAGAAGAGCAAGCUUAUUUCACUAUUCCAGAAGGAAAGGACAAACUGUUUCGGCGAUCCUUAAAUAAAUAUAAGCCGAUCACAAAAAUAAUGGGAUCAUGCAUUACGUAUAAUAACGAUACGAAAAUAAUUUUUUAAAAAAUUUCCCUGUGAUACCACAGUCUUUAUUUGUUAUCUUUAUAGGACGAAUAUUUUGAACAAGAAUGCGCGGACUUAACUAUAUGGAUACCCUUUUCAUUUGGAAAAAGUUGUGUUAGAAGAUGAGUAUUUGAACGUAUGGCAUAAAAGUGUGACUAUCAGCAAUCACAGCUUUAUUGGAGAUGAAGGCUCGAUCAAUCCAUCGUCAAAAAUGCCUUUGUCCUGCUAUGGCUUCGUCGACAUUUUACGUGCCGAAACAAUGAAAAUCCCCGCAUCGGAUUUUCGUUCCUUGAGUCGUUGCCAGUCAAACCUCUAAAUCUAAAAGUCCAUUGAAGUUGUUCAUCAGUUUGGAAAAUAUAGUUCUGUCGAUCAUUUCAAUUUCUAUUUGAGUAAUAGGAUACAGUCAUUUUUCUAGUUUUGGCG
Varroa destructor (honeybee mite) is the source of this 5832-nucleotide messenger RNA. RefSeq lists its product as uncharacterized. The record is from RefSeq and is a predicted model, not a curated record. Lineage: Eukaryota; Metazoa; Arthropoda; Arachnida; Mesostigmata; Varroidae.